Messenger RNA from Hevea brasiliensis (rubber tree), 926 nucleotides. RefSeq names its product multiprotein-bridging factor 1a. Gene Ontology annotation, molecular function: DNA binding. Lineage: Eukaryota; Viridiplantae; Streptophyta; Magnoliopsida; Malpighiales; Euphorbiaceae. The transcript is spliced from 4 exons. Gene Ontology annotation, cellular component: nucleus. The coding region runs from base 201 to 629 and encodes 142 amino acids. The record is from RefSeq and is a predicted model, not a curated record.
UCAGUGUGUUAGGCCCUAAACCAAAAAGCUUCAAACCAUUGGCGUUGGAGUUAUAAUUACUAGUUAGGGCCGAAAGCUCAUGGCGGCGUACCGUAUACCCUAUAUAACGAGGAAGAGGAAAGGGAUAGAAUCGAUAUCGUCUCAAGCUAUCAUCAAAAAUCAAUAUCUGAGAUAAUUGUUUUGUGAGAAAGAAAAAGGAAAUGUCUGGAGUUGGACCAAUCACACAGGACUGGGAACCAGUGGUAAUCCGCAAGAAGGCUCCCAACGCCGCCGCGAAGAAGGAUGAGAAGGUUGUCAACGCCGCUCGCCGUUCCGGUGCCGAGAUUGAAACUCUAAAAAAAUCAAAUGCUGGUACAAACAAAGCCGCCUCAAGCAGCACUUCUUUAAACACAAGAAAGCUUGAUGAAGAAACAGAGAACCUAACUCACGAUCGAGUGCCAAGCGAACUGAAGAAAGCCAUCAUGCAGGCUCGAACGGACAAGAAGCUUACCCAGGCCCAACUUGCUCAAUUGAUCAAUGAGAAGCCCCAGAUAAUACAAGAGUACGAGUCUGGAAAAGCAAUUCCAAAUCAACAGAUAAUAGGCAAACUGGAGAGAGCUCUUGGUGUGAAGCUGCGAGGGAAGAAAUAAACUGUGACUUUGAACACAGAUGGGAGCUAUAAAGUAACGAAAGUGUCUAUGAUCUUAAAAUUGGUGGUGUAAAUGAACUUUUUCUACCAUCAUUAUGGCUUGCAUGUAAAAUCCAUGGUCUUGAUUUGUGUGGAGAGUUGUGAUAUGUUGAGUUGGAAUUUGAUUUGUGCCUUUGUUCAUGCGUGCAUGAUGUUGUCCUCAUGAGUUUACGGUUGUUUCUGCACACUUGUAUGUGUUUGAGAUGGGUCGAGCAACUGCUUUUAAAUUUUCUAAAUCAAGGUAUCGUGUUUAUUUUUA